AUUGGGAAUUUUUCAAAUUUGCCUGCCUCUAGUUGGUGUUCCGGUUUCGGGUUGUGCUGUUUGUUGCCUUUUCCUCCUAUUUUCACCAUCAUCAUAAAAUACAUAUACUUCACAUUAAAAAAAUCUAAAUAAUAUACACACACAUUUCAGUGAAAGUUAAAAGAAAAAAAAAAAAAAAGAAGAAAUUAACCAGGAUAAUAAAGGCAAAAAAAAGUUAAAAAAAAGAAAGUCUAUAAGUCAAAAAAAUAACGUAUUUCAAAGAAUAACGACUAAAAGGUGCUGGUGCUUCAAAAGGCCAUUCUACACCCUUUUUUCUGUUCAGCAAAGUAAAAUAAUUUUUUUUUCUCCUCUUGAAUUCGGUGUUUUAAAUCUCACACAUAUGUUGAUUAGGACCAGCAACAGUGGAUGAGAGUCCUUUGCAGCAAAUGAUUUAUAUUUUUUUGUUUAAUUUGUGGACGAAAAAUAUACCAAAAAAAUUAAAAAUAAAAUUAAGGAUAAUAUUUUUUGAGCGAUUCUCCGAAAAGCAAUGUACAUAAAACUCUAUUCGGGAAAGAAGUAGUAGUUGCGAAUACAAAAAAAAAAAAAAAAAAUCGUCGAAUUUUGAAAUUUUCCCAGGACGAGAAAGUUUCUCCUUUGCCUUUCUUUUCUGCGGUAUCUACUCUCAAAGAAAGCAGGGAAUUACGGGAACCACCAGCAAUUGAAGUUUUCCUGUCUCUCUGUCCUUUUGCUAUGUAUGAGUGUAGAUGUGUAUUAUAGUUGUGUGUAUGUAUGGCGUGCGUGCGUUUGUAAUAACUGAAAGGACCACCACCAUCAGCAGAAGCAGCAGCAGAAAAAUAUAGAAUGUUCAAAAAAAAUCCAAGUCCAAGUUUUUCAGUUCUGGGGCAAAAUUAACUAAAAAAAAAUCCUUAAAAAAUUCUUUUGAAAAGUAAAUUAGUUUAAGUGAACAUUUUUCUUUCCUUUACCGUUUGUUUUAAUUUAUUUUUCUUUUUAAUUUACAACCAUAUUUAACGGUUUUCAACUCUAAUUUAUAUUAUUGUUCCCUCAAGGACAACAAACAGUAUAACAGGUGAUUUGAUAAAAAUGGGGGUAUGGUGAACAGAAAGCUGGCAAAUUUUCUUUGCAAAAUUUUAAUGAUAAAUAAAUAAAAAUAAUAUAAUAUUAACAUUUUAACAUUUCGAAAAAUUAAUAAAAAAAAAAAAAUAAAAAUUAUAAACAUGUGAAAAUAAAUACGGUGUUUUAAUAAAAAAAAAGAAAGAAGAAAAUUAAGGAUACCAAAGAAAAGCAGAAGAAACUUGCAAAAUGAGUGUGUAUUCAUUGUAUCCGUUAUACGAGAAGAUUUUCAUAAAAGGCACAAGCUAACAAGUGUUAGAGUCUCGAGAAACGUUUUUUUUUUGCUUUAUUUAAGUUUUUUCUUUCGUCGAUGUUUUUCUUAAUUCAAAAAUCAUUCGUUGUAUUUUUAUCAAUAAUUGGAAUAAUCAUAAAAUUUUCCUGAAAUAAAUUAAACUGACGUGCGUUUUCGUUGGAAAAUUUUGAAAACAAAAAAUUUGUAAAAAAAAAUAAAAUAGAAAUGUAUAUAAUUUAAGAAAAAAUUAAUGUUGUAAAUUAAGUAAAAAAAUAAACAAAAAUAAAUAUUUUCUAUCAUAUAGAAAAAAAAGAAAUUAAAUAAAAAUCCUUGGAAAUAUGGUUUCGGGGUAACGAAUAUAAUAAAAAAAAUUUAUAAAAAUAAUUAAAAUUUAUUUCGUAGUUAGUGCAAAUCGUUUUUCAUACAUCAAAUUAAUAAAAGAAAAAAUCGUUGUGAAUAAAAUAAUAAAAAACAAAAUUAAAUUAAAAUUAAGAAACUAAUUUGGCGGCUAAUCAUUAUAACACCGCGGAUAUGGACAGAAUAUUAAUUUAAUAACAAGGAAAACUCUUUCAACAAGCCGAAUGUAUGCAGUUUUCUGACAAAAGCUCCUUAAGAUUAUUAAAAAGAUAAAACAAACAAAAAACAUGGCGUCAUUAAUUCAAAGAAGUUUUACGGAUCCCUAGAAGGAGCACAAUAUUAUUUCCCCGAGUCAAUUAUGCGAACAUCAUAAUUAAAAAAAGAAAAACAAAAGAAUAGAAACAAUUUUUCUUUACUUGAUGAGAUCUCGAUUAAAUAUUAAUGUAGACAAGAAAAAAUUUCCAACGUCACAAAAAAGCUAAAAACGCAACAAAAUACAAAAAACGCACGUGAAAUAAAACGUGCACACACAUCCAAGAUGCCUUGGUGAUACACACUCAAAUAUCGCUUCUGCGAAAAACGGAUUUAAAAAAAUCCUCGAAAAAAAAACAAAACAAAAAAACUUAGCACAAAUCCAAAAAAAAAACUUUAUAUUUUAAAGUUUUUUUUUUGAUAAAAAAAUAUUAAAAAAAAAAUAUUGUAGUUCACGUCAUAACUACUUCAACACAUACAAAUGAAAAUAUGGUGUUGCCCGACGAUGAUGACGACGUACUAUUAAAACUUUCUUCAAAUACCAAUAACAAAAGCAAGCCGAAUAGUUACGAUAUUCUGCCAAAAAGAAUAACAACAGCAACACCAUCACCCUCACUUCCUCCCAUCACUUCUUCCAAUAAUUUAGUGAAUAACUAUAAUUCAACAACAAAUAGUAGUAAAUUUAAUAAAACUGAUAAAAAUCUCAAUGACAACAGCAACAACAAGAACAACAAUAUUAACAAUAACUACAGUGACUACACGAAGCGAAGAAAAACCAACCUAUCGGCAACACUUCUCUUGGAAGCCAUUAGCGGAAGUGAUUGCAAUAAGAAAAAUUGUAGAGAUACUAGCAGAAGUAGUGAAAAUAGUAUUAAAAGUAGUAGAAGUAGCAGCAGCAAAACUAGCCAUAGUUGUUUUAGCGAAAGUAACAACAACACCAACAACAACAAUAAGCAUUUGCACAAAAAUACCACAUCAGUACUAAAAAAUAGCAAUAAAUUUAAUAGAAACCGUAAUAAUUGUAGUAGAAUUACUAGUGAAUUAGAAAACAAUCAACAACAGCAACAACAACAAAUUCAAAAUAGUGGAAGCAGUGAGAUUAGUGGGAACGACGAUAGGGAAGAAGUUAUUUCAAGAUACAACGAUAGCGACGAUAGCAGAAGAUACUAUUUUCAAAAGAAGAAAAAUAAUUCGGAACUAGAUUGUAGUGAUUAUGAUGAUGCAAAAGAUAGCGAUGAUUGGGUGAGUAGUUGUUGUUCAAACGAAAGACUGCACGAAAGUAAACGUCGAACGGGGCCGCGACGUCGAAGGAAAUUCAAAUCUAAUUCAACAUCAUCAUCAACAUCCACACAACAUCUUCAAAAAAAUUCACCACCAUCAUCAAUACUAGCAGCAGUGCCAUCUGCAACAUCUUCAUCAUCUAGAACAUCAUCAACAACAAUAGUAGCAACAUCUGUGGCAUGUGGUGUCGGUGUGACGUCAUCUGCAUCGCCUCGAAGGACAUCAUCAUGGAGCCAAUGUGUAAUAGCGGCUCCGGUUGUGUUAGCGAUAAGAGUGUUUAUCCUAGCAGCUACACGAACACUGCCGCCACUAGUACGGAUACAGCGAGGGAUUUAUGGACUUAAUAAAUACUCAUGGAUAUUUUUAUUAAUCUACUUGAAUUUAUCUGCUAAAUUUUGUAUAGCAGGAUAUCAUGAAAAGAAACUCUUACAUGAUCUACUAGAUCCAUAUAAUACCCUCGAACGACCGGUACUUAAUGAAUCGGAUCCAUUACAAUUAAGCUUUGGAUUAACACUGAUGCAGAUAAUCGAUGUUGACGAAAAAAACCAAUUGCUUGUCACGAAUGUCUGGCUUAAACUGGAAUGGAACGAUAUGAAUCUUAGAUGGAACACAUCAGACUAUGGCGGUGUAAAGGAUUUACGUAUACCACCGCAUCGGAUAUGGAAACCGGAUGUCCUGAUGUAUAAUAGUGCGGACGAGGGUUUCGAUGGGACAUAUCAAACGAAUGUUGUUGUACGCAGCAACGGAUCGUGCCUGUAUGUGCCGCCUGGCAUAUUCAAAUCGACAUGCAAAAUCGACAUAACAUGGUUUCCGUUCGAUGACCAACGAUGCGAAAUGAAAUUCGGCAGCUGGACCUAUGAUGGUUUCCAGUUGGAUUUACAAUUGCAAGAUGAAACCGGAGGAGAUAUCAGUAGUUACGUUCUCAAUGGUGAAUGGGAGCUGUUGGGUGUUCCAGGCAAACGUAACGAAAUCUACUACAAUUGCUGCCCGGAACCUUAUAUCGAUAUUACAUUCGCCAUCAUUAUUCGUCGACGAACGUUAUAUUAUUUUUUUAAUUUAAUUAUUCCGUGUGUUCUGAUUGCAUCAAUGGCCCUCUUGGGAUUCACACUGCCACCAGAUUCGGGAGAAAAAUUAUCAUUAGGUGUAACAAUUCUUCUCUCACUUACUGUCUUCCUUAAUAUGGUAGCAGAAACGAUGCCCGCGACAUCCGAUGCUGUCCCACUUUUAGGUACAUAUUUCAAUUGCAUAAUGUUUAUGGUAGCGUCAUCCGUUGUGUCAACGAUAUUAAUAUUAAAUUAUCAUCAUCGAAACGCUAAUACUCAUGAAAUGUCCGAAUGGAUACGAAUCAUAUUUUUAUGUUGGCUACCAUGGAUUCUACGAAUGAGUCGGCCCGGUAGACCAUUAAUAUUGGAAUUUCCACCAACACCGUGUUCUGAUACUUCAUCUGAAAGAAAACAUCAAAUUCUUUCCGAUGUGGAACUCAAAGAGAGAUCCUCAAAAUCGUUACUCGCAAAUGUGCUGGAUAUCGAUGAUGAUUUUCGGCACAAUUGCAGACCAAUGACUCCAGGGGGAACACUGCCACAUAAUACUGCAUUUUAUAGAACUGUAUACGGUCAAGGUGAUGACGGUAGCAUCGGACCGAUCGGCAGUACACGAAUGCCGGAUGCCGUCACACAUCACACAUGUAUAAAAUCCUCAACAGAAUAUGAACUAGGGCUGAUUCUGAAGGAGAUACGUUUCAUAACAGAUCAGCUCCGUAAAGAAGACGAGGACAAUGACAUUGCCAAUGAUUGGAAAUUCGCAGCUAUGGUCGUUGACAGACUGUGCCUUAUCAUAUUCACAAUGUUCACAAUAUUAGCCACAAUAGCUGUAUUACUUUCAGCACCACAUAUUAUUGUCUCGUAGCCAUAUGAGAGGAGUUAUUGUUAUUGGUUUUAUUAUAAAAUCAAUUUGUUAAUUAUUAAAUUAAUAUCGAAACUUUUUAAAUAAUGCAAAACAAAAAAAAAAAAAAAGAAACAAAA
This is a messenger RNA of Episyrphus balteatus (marmalade hoverfly), 5253 nucleotides long. Its product is annotated as neuronal acetylcholine receptor subunit alpha-7-like. Gene Ontology annotation, biological process: regulation of membrane potential; monoatomic ion transmembrane transport; signal transduction. Bases 2441 to 5137 code for a protein of 898 amino acids. Lineage: Eukaryota; Metazoa; Arthropoda; Insecta; Diptera; Syrphidae. Gene Ontology annotation, molecular function: acetylcholine-gated monoatomic cation-selective channel activity; transmembrane signaling receptor activity. The transcript has 13 exons. Gene Ontology annotation, cellular component: synapse; postsynaptic membrane; neuron projection. The record is from RefSeq and is a predicted model, not a curated record.